Molecule: messenger RNA, 1515 nt
Organism: Brassica rapa (field mustard)
Lineage: Eukaryota; Viridiplantae; Streptophyta; Magnoliopsida; Brassicales; Brassicaceae
Product: nucleolar protein 56
Cellular component (GO): small-subunit processome; box C/D methylation guide snoRNP complex
Molecular function (GO): snoRNA binding
Source: RefSeq, a predicted model, not a curated record
AUUUUAUAUAAAAUAAGAGAUAUAAACUAGAAACAUAAGGUUAAUUAUACAUAUGUUCGGUUAUCUUCGGAUAUCCAUUCGGGUUCGGGUAUUAUCCGUUCGGGUUCGGGUAUCCAAUCUCUCCUUAUUCAAUACCCGUUCGGGUAUUUUGCUACUUCGGUUCGGAUUUCGGUUCGGUUAUCUUGCUUCUUCUGGAACAGCACAGGGGCCUUGGAGUUUAUAGAAAACAACAUGAAUAGUUUCAAUCUUCAUGAUCUAUUCUCUCAAUUGCCUAUCCUUUAUAGAUGAAGGGGAGUACCUUAGCCCUCCUUCGGUAUGUCUUGUUCCUUGGCUUCUCCUUGUUGGAAUUCUUUUUUCGGAUCGGGUUCGGGUGCCACUUCGGAUAUCGGGUAAAGUGCCCACCCCUACUCUUGCAAUUGCCUUACAACAAAGCAUUGUAUUUAGGGUAUAUGAGUAAAGAGCUGAGAAGCUUUUGUCUCCCAAUAAGCUUGCUCUGGUUUGGUCAAAGAUCGGUUCUUGCAUCUUUGAAGCCACGAAGAUUCCUUUGCCAGAGCAAUGAGUUCGUUCAUGAGCUUCUUAGAGGUGUGCGCCAGCAUUUUGAUAGGUUCAUCAAAGACCUAAAGGUAUGGACUUUUUGAGUCAACCUAAAUUUCCUCUCUAGUGUUUCCGCUUCGUGCUCAGUGUCAUUUUAUUUAAUAACGCAGCCUGGUGAUUUAGAAAAGGCGCAACUUGGACUUAGCUCACAGCUACAGCAGAGCAAAAGUGAAGUUCAAUUUUAACCGUGUGGACGACAUGGUUAUUCAAGCCAUUUUCCUUCUCGACACGCUUGCCAAGGAUAUCAACUCAUUUGACAUGAGAGUCAGAGAAUUGUACUCGUGGCACUUCCCUGAGCUAGUUAAAAUAGUCAACGACAACUACCUUUGCGCCCGAGUUUCAAAAGUUAUUAAGGACAAGUCAAAGUUGUCCGAAGAGCACAUCCCUAUGCUUACUGAUAUCCUCGGGGAUGAAGAUAAGGCAAAAGAGGUCGUUGAAGCUGGCAAAGCAUCUAUGGGAUGAUGUGGAGGAACGACUAGAGUUUAAUGACAAAGGUGUUGCCCCACGUAAGAAUGUGGAUGUAAUGAAAGAAGUGUUGGAAAGUCAUGAGAAGAAAAGUAUCAUUUCACUUUGAUACCCCUUCUCUCUCUCUCUCUUAAGGGUUGAUGUUAAGCUGUUUGUUUGAUGGGGUGUUUUCUCUUUAUUAGACGAGGGAGAAGUAAAAGCAGUGGAAGCCUCAGAGAAGAAAAAGAAGAAAGAGAAGAGAAAGACAGAGGAGAAGGAUGAGGGAGAAGAUGGGGAGAAAUCAAAUAAAAAGAAGAAGAAGAUGGGGCUAGUCCAUUUUGUUAGGGCUUAUAAAAAAAAACUAAGUCACAAGAUGAUGAAUAGACCCAAGACAGGUUUCUGUAAUGUAGUAGUUUUUUUUCCCUCAUGCCAAGCUUUUAUUUUAAUUUAAUAACAAAUUGGAUUAACCAUAUCAGA